This is a messenger RNA of Rotaria sordida, 1043 nucleotides long. The record is from the annotation of a GenBank genome assembly. Lineage: Eukaryota; Metazoa; Rotifera; Eurotatoria; Philodinida; Philodinidae.
UCUACAUAUAUUUUCGAAUGAUCAAAGGUCAAUUGGCCAAAAUCAGGGAUCUCUGUAAAGGCCACUUAGUCUUUAGAAGGAAUAAGCUAGUCAUUUCGAUUCUGCAUGAUUUUAUGUAAGUCAUGACGGAGGUUCGUACUCACUCCAAAAAAUUAAAAUUCUGAGUUCUCAUAAAAGUGAUUUUCCAGAGGAUUUCUGGAAAAUCUUCGAAGAUUUGGGUGAGUCGGUUGAUUCUUACAUGCUUGAAUAGCCCCAAAGGUCGUAUUCUCAAUCGCGAAAACCUGACCUCGGUAGAUAGCAACGGUCGUGAGUAAUUCAAAAUGCAACCAGCUACAUCCUAUUGUGAAAUGGAUAGUAGACACAUAUUUUCCAAUCGUCGAAAAGUUGCAAGGACUUUUUAGUUGUGUCUAGUUUGGGCUUUUCUUUCUUCUCAUAUAGCUUCUGGAAGAAUAUGACUGCCACAAAAUUUAUAGUUUAAAUCGUGCUCUUUCCAACAAAAAAUAGUUGAUCCUCUUUGAUGUUCCUAAGCGAAGAACCAUAUCUCGACAUUGCGACAAUUGCUUCUGCAUCACAAGAUAUUCGUCGAUAAGGCAGUUUACUGCAAAAGAAAGAUAAAAGACGAACAUGCAUCGAAAAAAGACAUGAAAUAAAAAAAAUCCUGCGAAUUAAAAUCUUGUUUUAUUCAAAAACGAAGUCGAAAAAUUCUUAUAAUUCAAAAAUCAUUUAUCUUAAAUACAAAUUCAUCUUCAUAUAUUUUUUUAUUUGUUCAAGUUCGGCCAGACAUUGAAGAAGGAUUCUUGUACGGAGCUUUGAUUUCACAGUGGAUAAAUUCUCUACGAACACCUCAAUCAAUCGCUCAACAUGCAACUCUCUUUGAACAAGAUCUUUGUCAAUUGAUCGAACAAAUGAAAAAAUUCACUUUUCUUGUUAUUUAUGGGCAAAUUCAACCUGAUAAAGUUGAAUCUUAUCGUUUAAUGGUUCAAACUCGUUUCCCAAAUACUCGAAGCGUUGUCGAAAGAACAAGAUUUUGUCUUUGGCUUUGA